Acanthochromis polyacanthus (spiny chromis) is the source of this 1751-nucleotide messenger RNA. Its product is annotated as actin, aortic smooth muscle-like. Bases 184 to 1575 code for a protein of 463 amino acids. The record is from RefSeq and is a predicted model, not a curated record. The transcript has 9 exons. NCBI's taxonomy places the organism in Eukaryota, Metazoa, Chordata, Actinopteri, Pomacentridae.
GAGGAGGAGGUGCGGCCAUGUUUGGGAUGAAGGAUGGAUGGAGGACGGUUGGAGGAGGAGGAGGCUUCAUAAAGUCAGAACCAGACUUCAGACGCUCACUUCUGUCCAGCCCCCCCACGUCCCAGCAGCCCUGCACCGCACGUGUGAGUCGUCGUAGCGUCGCCCACAGCGCCCCCUGCAGUCAUGUGUGAUGAAGAGGAGAGCACCGCGCUGGUCUGUGAUAACGGAUCUGGGCUCUGUAAGGCCGGGUUCGCCGGAGACGACGCCCCCAGAGCCGUGUUCCCCUCCAUCGUGGGCCGGCCCCGGCACCAGGGCGUGAUGGUGGGCAUGGGGCAGAAGGACAGCUACGUGGGCGACGAGGCUCAGAGCAAGAGAGGAAUCCUGACCCUGAAGUACCCCAUCGAACACGGCAUCAUCACCAACUGGGACGACAUGGAGAAGAUCUGGCAUCACUCAUUCUACAACGAGCUGCGAGUGGCUCCUGAAGAGCAUCCGACUCUACUGACCGAAGCUCCACUCAACCCCAAAGCCAACAGGGAGAAGAUGACGCAGAUCAUGUUUGAGACCUUCAACGUUCCUGCCAUGUACGUGGCCAUCCAGGCCGUCCUGUCUCUGUACGCGUCUGGAAGAACCACAGGUAUCGUCCUGGACUCAGGUGACGGCGUCACCCACAACGUUCCGAUCUACGAGGGCUACGCUCUGCCCCACGCCAUCAUGAGGCUGGACCUGGCAGGACGCGACCUCACUGACUACCUCAUGAAGAUCCUCACCGAGCGAGGAUACAGCUUCGUCACCACAGCGGAGAGGGAGAUCGUGCGGGACAUCAAGGAGAAGUUGUGCUACGUGGCGCUGGACUUUGAGAAUGAGAUGGGGACGGCGGCCACCUCAUCUUCUCUGGAGAAGAGCUACGAGUUACCUGAUGGACAGGUGAUCACCAUCGGCAACGAGAGGUUCCGCUGCCCAGAGACGCUGUUCCAGCCAUCCUUCAUCGGUAUGGAGUCGGCAGGUAUCCACGAGACGACCUACAACAGCAUCAUGAAGUGUGACAUCGACAUCAGGAAGGAUCUGUACGCCAACAACGUUCUGUCCGGAGGAACCACCAUGUACCCCGGGAUCGCAGACCGCAUGCAGAAGGAGAUCACCGCUCUGGCUCCCAGCACCAUGAAGAUCAAGAUCAUCGCCCCCCAGAGAGGAAGUACUCGGUGUGGAUCGGAGGUUCCAUCCUGGCGUCUCUGUCCACCUUCCAGCAGAUGUGGAUCAGUAAGCAAGAGUACGACGAGGCCGGACCGUCCAUCGUCCACCGCAAGUGUUUCUAGAGGUGCUGCUGUAGCCCCGCCCCCCGCCGCCAUUUGUAGCCCCGCCCCCCACGCCAUUUUUAUUUUAACCCCACUGAGCACCAGCCCCGUCUCCAGCCGUCCAGAUCUCCGUCAGGUUUCCUCUCUGCUCAUGUCAAACUGUGAACCUCGUCCCUCCUUAGCCCCGCCCACCCCACCUGUCCCUCCACCUAUGUUCCCGCCCCCUCCGUCCUCCAUGUUGUGUCUUGUCAGAAAGUUUGUUUUUAUUUUUGAUGACUAAAGCUUGAAUGUUUCCCGCUGGUGUCGCCUCCCGUUGUCGGGGAACUGAGCGUGCUCAUGAAACGUCAUGAUGAUGUCACACGGCAGGUGAACAGGAGGCGUGGCCUCGGUAGAAGGUGAUGUGAUGUAACGUGGAGGUGACAGCCUGAAAGACAAUAAAGAGCUCUCAUACAAGAA